AAGACACACAAAGGAGAAGCCCUAAGUCCUUAUUUGAGAAAUCUGAGACAACGAGGCACAAGCUUAUUUUGAAAAUUUAAUUAUGUUGAAAUCUAGAAUGAAGACGCACUACCACCUUGGUCUAUGUCUCCUUGCAAUAUCUGUCUUUGUCACCAAUACCCAAGCAGAAGAGGAUACCAUUAUAGAAACAAAACAAGGGAAGGUUAGAGGUUUUUACUUACCAGUGCCUUCAGGAUCAGUUAUAGCAUACCUAGGAAUACCAUAUGGUGAAGCACCUAUUGGUGCUCAGAGGUUCAAAAAGCCAGAGCCACGGAAACCAUGGCAAGGGAUUCAUGAAGCCACUAAAUAUGGAAAAUCCUGCUAUCAGACAAGAGAUGAAGCUUCGGCAGCAUUCCGUGGCACAGAUAUGUGGCAAGUUAACAAUGAAAUGAGUGAAGAUUGUCUGCACUUGAAUGUCUGGGUUCCAUCAACCAAGCCUAAGUCCGCGCAAGUUAUGGUCUUCAUUUAUGGUGGGGCCUUCCUCGCCGGCACUUCAUCUUUAGAUAUAUAUGAUCCAAGUAUUUUAGUCUAUUCUGAAGAGGUUAUUGUGGUAUCUAUGAACUACAGAGUUGGAGCUCUGGGGUUUUUAGCAUUACCAGGAAACAUAAAUGCACCGGGUAAUGCUGGUUUAUUCGAUCAGAGAUUAGCCUUACAGUGGGUUUAUGAGAACAUUGCGGCCUUUGGAGGGAAUCCUAACACCAUAACUCUUUUUGGGCAUAGCUCUGGGGCAGCUUGUGUGGGCUUCCACCUUCUUUCUCCAGGAAGUCAAAAUUAUACUAAGAGGGCCAUUGUCCAAAGUGGUUCCGUCAGUGCACCGUGGGCUAUCAAUUCUCAUAAAAGAGCCAGAAGGCUGACAUUAAAGUUAGCUGAACUACUGGAAUGUCCUACCGAUGAUGAUAAUGCAAUGAUAGCUUGUCUUAAAAAGGUAGACCCUAAGGAUAUUGUCAAAAAACAGGUUUUAUCUGAGACCGAGCAUCCCUAUGCUCUUACGCGUAUUAUACCUGUUGUUGACUAUGACUUUCUGAGUGACACUCCUAAUAAUUUAUUAAAGCAAAGCAUUAGGGAAAUAGAUGUUUUAUUGGGAGGGACCAAAGAUGAUGGAAACCCAUUUCCUAUAUGGGGGGCACCUGGAUUCAGCAGAGAGCACGACAGUCUGAUUACCACAUCACAACUAGUGGAAGGGCUGGUCAGAUACUUCCCAUCGGCUGGUGAUCUUGGAGUGGAAUCCAUUAUAUUUGAAUAUAAAGACUGGGAAGACGAGGAUUGCCCUGAGAAAAACCGCGGGGCCAUGGAACUCAUUUUACGAGACUAUUACAUGAUCUGCCCUAUGAAGUAUUUUGCCGAGGAAGUUUUCAAGCAAAAAGCUAAAGUGUUCUUUUACAUAUUUGACCAUCGCUCUUCUCAAGAGGUCUGGCCUGAACGGAUGGGAGUUAUCCAUGGAGCCAUACUACCAUUUAUGUUUGGAAAACCACUAAUUGCAGAUAGGAAUUUCACUGAAGAAGAGAAAUCUUUGAGUAAAAAUAUCAUGAAAUUCUGGGCCAACUUUGCAAGACAUGGAACACCUCAUGGUGACAGUGAAAAAGACUUCAUUUGGCUUCCUUACAAAAAAGAAGAAGAAAAAUAUGCAGUGCUGAAAGCAAGCAACUGGGAGAGCCACCAAAAACUGUACUCUCGCCGAUGCCAGUUUUGGAAUUCCUACCUCCCAAAACUUGUGAGAAAAUUAGGAACAAGUGGCGAUGGAAAUCUAUGGAAUUAUGAACAGAAAUAUGACCCAGGAUGCCAGAGAGAGAAGUAUCUAGGAGAAGAGCUGGAUUCAUGCAAAUCACAUCUGAACUGAAAUUAUUACGCAAAGUGUACAAUCCAUUAUUUACAGAGCUUGUGUAAUUUAAGCCUACGCUUUAAUAAAAGAUUAACAACA
This is a messenger RNA of Spea bombifrons (plains spadefoot toad), 1957 nucleotides long. RefSeq names its product cholinesterase-like. Lineage: Eukaryota; Metazoa; Chordata; Amphibia; Anura; Pelobatidae. Gene Ontology annotation, cellular component: plasma membrane. Gene Ontology annotation, molecular function: acetylcholinesterase activity. The record is from RefSeq and is a predicted model, not a curated record. The transcript has 4 exons. Gene Ontology annotation, biological process: choline metabolic process; acetylcholine catabolic process. Bases 83 to 1876 code for a protein of 597 amino acids.